Molecule: messenger RNA, 192 nt
Organism: Fomitiporia mediterranea MF3/22
Lineage: Eukaryota; Fungi; Basidiomycota; Agaricomycetes; Hymenochaetales; Hymenochaetaceae
Exons: 2
Coding region: 1-192 (63 amino acids)
Source: RefSeq, a predicted model, not a curated record
AUGGUAGGACUUUCAACGGAUAGUCGGAAUACUGGAUUCUCGGAGAAAAGAAGUGGAGAAAGGCGGAAUAAGGCAGUCCUAGUCGAAAUCGUAAUCAUGGUUGCAGAUGAGAUGGCAGAAUGGUACAAUGGUGCAAGGCAAAGAGUAAGGCAAGCCGAACUCCCCGUCGGAAUACUCGGGCAGGAUGCUUAG